This is a messenger RNA of Symbiodinium natans, 1644 nucleotides long. The record is from the annotation of a GenBank genome assembly. NCBI's taxonomy places the organism in Eukaryota, Dinophyceae, Suessiales, Symbiodiniaceae.
AUGGCGCCUGCCAAGCGGCCGGCGGCCAACAUCGAAGCGCCCGAAGCUAAGAAGCCCUGCGUCCAAGCGGACGGCAAGGAUGCGGACGAAGGCCCUGGGGCCUCUGGAGGCCUGCACGACGUGCUCAGCUGCCUCAGGUCCGGGCUUGCAGCGGAGCAGACGUAUGCUGCUCAAGUUGCGGCCCUGGAAAAGGCAGCCGGUGAUCUCAUGAACCAGUGGGAUCUUUGGAUCGCAGAGAAGCGCUACCGCAUCGCGGAGCUCGAAGCAUACGUCCACUCGCCCCACCAUGCCGAUCCUUAUGCGCAUGGCGACGAAGGGCAAGCGAGCUGCGGCGUGUGGUACUUCCACAAGAAGGGCGGUACCUACAAGAGUGGCAGCUUCAAGGGCAUGGACCUGGCUUGUGGCGACAAAGCUGGCGAUGUCUAUGCCGGGCUGCUCCUUCGCUCGAUAGUGGACGCCGCCGAUAAGCUCACCGAAGGCCCCUGCCUAGUCGUUGACAAGAUCCUCGAGUUGAAUGGCAAGGCCUCCAUAGCUGCCUUUGCAGAUGGCCGCAGCGCUGCGGACUUGUCUGCGUUGGAAACGAAGGGGCUGAGACUGGAAAGAGCCGAAGCCCCGCGAUCAGAUCGGGUGCGAUCCUCGGCGCGGGUCGGCUUGGUCCUGCGAGAGGAAACUUCUGAAGAGAUGAAAGGUCCCAAAACGCACAUGCAGGGCCGCCCAGUCGAGUUCUGCACAAGACCCUAUCGGUUCUCCACAGUUGCCGAACGGCUGACAAAGUUCAGAAGCGGCUUCGCAGCAACGGCCCAUUUGUCAGGGGUCGCGGGCGCAGACAAGCUGGGCCUCUCCGCGCAGAACUUCUCCAAGUAUGUGAAGGCGGCGGAGGAUGGCAAGUCUCAGGAUCCCUCCAGCUGGGUCAACCGGAAGAUCUCCACGCAGCCAGAGCUUUGCGAGUUCAUCGGCGCCUGCCACGGCGUUCUGGACCUGCUGCCGUCGGGCAUGUACGUCCUUCCCUGCUUCGACUCCGUCUUGACCUGGCAGGGCGCGCUCUUCAUCAAGCAAGGGCUGUACAAGGGCGCAGUCUUCAAAUUCCGCCUGGUCCUCCCGGAGGAAUAUCCAGACCAGGGCCCAGAUCUCUUCUUCACCUCCGAAGUCUUCCAUCCGAUGGUCGACCCCAAGACAGGGCAAGUGGAGCUCGGAUCUUUGUUUCCUGAGUGGCGCCCCGGGCGAGACUUUGCGGCAUUUGCGCUGCCUCACCUUCACAAGGCUUUCCUGCGCAGGGAGUACUUUGCGAGUAAUGCUCGGCCGGCUCUGAAUCCAGAGGCAAAGCAGCUCUUCAUCUCUGACCCUGCCUCGUUUGCUGAGCGCGCCAAGGCCUGCGCCAACAAGAGCUUGCUGCACGUGUACGACAAUGCCUCGGGGUCUUCCUUGCAGUUUACCAAGGGCCCUGCCGAGGCCCACGAUGCCAUUCUCGAACACCUCAAAGCCGACCCAUCCGCUUCGCUAGAGGAGCGGAAGACGGCUUUCAUUGAUUGGUUCUGUGACCACUACGCCCACAAGCGCACCCGGGUCGGUGUGGCGCAGGGAGACGCGGAGGUGGGGGUGGGGACUGCAAUGCGAACGACCACAAGUCCUGCCCACUUGCUGUAG